Molecule: messenger RNA, 535 nt
Organism: Dacryopinax primogenitus
Lineage: Eukaryota; Fungi; Basidiomycota; Dacrymycetes; Dacrymycetales; Dacrymycetaceae
Exons: 1
Coding region: 33-422 (129 amino acids)
Source: RefSeq, a predicted model, not a curated record
CAGGAGUACUGCAGUGUGCUUGCAAUUGCCUAAUGAUAUAUCCGCCGGAAAAUGCAGCACAGGAUGUUGAAGUUGCUCGCCUGCCGUCGUCCCGCCGGUCGCCUUCGCAAUCCCCAACCACGACUCCAUCUCCACUACGUACUUGUCUGCGUGCCCCGCACCAUGACUUAGACUUCUGGACUGUCAUGUGUAAACCCCGUAUGACGCAUGCUUGCGCACUUGAUCGUCAGGGACGACAACAUUAUGCGUUAUCUCCGGGCAUAAUGGUGCUUCCUGCUCGUCUCCUGUGCGUAUCCCUAUUCGCGACCAUGGACGGUCGGAGCCCCUCAUUACCUGGCUCUGGCCCCUCUCCUCUCAACUGUCUUCUAUCCUCUGCUCCUUUCUACAUGAUGGUUAACACAUGGAUCCUCGAGGGGAUAUAAGACGCGUCCAGACGUCACAGGUUCAUGCACAAACCCACUCGCCUCUCUCCCUCUUCCACAACCUCAGAUCUAUCUCUAGCAUUCGAAAGCAAACAUGUCCCACACGCAGAAGC